AUGUACCGUGGACUUGUGUUACUGUUCUUGGUUUUGGUGCUGGAAACCCGAUGGAGUGAGUCGAGCUGUCAGCAGUCAGAGUCUCAAAGAUCAGUUUCAAGCGAGAGUCCAAGUUUUCGGAUGUCGACUCAUAACUUGCUGAAGAGGUAUAAUGACAUAGAUUAUGACAGUUUCGUCGGAUUAAUGGGGCGCAGAAACGCCGAAACAGAUGAUAUACCACCCCAACGUAAAAGGGAAAUGCACGAUAUCUUUGUUGGACUCAUGGGUCGACGAAGCGCUGAACCUGAAUCCGGACGUCAAUGGAGGAAAGAGUACCCAGAACCAAGCGGAGGAAUCUUCUUCAACAAAUGCAAACUGAGGUUUCGUCGUGGGUUAUAG
This is a messenger RNA of Danio rerio (zebrafish), 378 nucleotides long. RefSeq names its product tachykinin precursor 3a (gene tac3a). NCBI's taxonomy places the organism in Eukaryota, Metazoa, Chordata, Actinopteri, Cypriniformes, Danionidae. Gene Ontology annotation, cellular component: extracellular region. Gene Ontology annotation, biological process: tachykinin receptor signaling pathway. The record is from RefSeq and is marked provisional.